Arxiozyma heterogenica is the source of this 1233-nucleotide messenger RNA. It is a transcript of the gene GAB1, whose product is annotated as GPI-anchor transamidase subunit GAB1. Gene Ontology annotation, biological process: attachment of GPI anchor to protein. NCBI's taxonomy places the organism in Eukaryota, Fungi, Ascomycota, Saccharomycetes, Saccharomycetales, Saccharomycetaceae. The record is from RefSeq and is a predicted model, not a curated record. The coding region runs from base 1 to 1233 and encodes 410 amino acids. Gene Ontology annotation, cellular component: GPI-anchor transamidase complex; membrane. The transcript has a single exon.
AUGAUGAAAAACGGUGCGGUUUUGUGCUUGUGUUUGUGCCUCUGUAUUUCGGUCAGAUUGAUCCUUAUUUUACUAUUUCCUCAGUUAGGAUCGAUAUUAGAUCAAACUGUACAGUUCUCUACUCCAGUGACCUCUUUUAAGUCGUUAAAAGAAGGUUUAUUCCUGCUGAACCAUUCCAUGGGUCUAUAUGAAGGUGGUGUAGUCUAUUUACCCCCAUUAUUAUUGCAAUUUGUGAAUUUGUUUCAAAUCGGAGGUGGAUCUCAGCUUGUGGCGUCUUUAUUAUUCAUAUUUCUAGACUGUUUGCUUGUAUGGCAGCUUUAUUCUUUGGAAAUGCACUUGAACCAAACUUCGAAUUGUGCAUGGAUCUUUGCCUUGAACCCACUCACUAUAUUAUCCUGUAUCAGUAAGUCCACUAUCGUGUUCACUUAUUUGCCUUUAAUAUCAACUUUAUAUUUCAUCUCAACACAGGAGGGGGCCAACCUAGUAUUAAGUUCGUUGAUGAUGUCAGUUGCCACAUAUCUAGAUCCAAUAAUGGGGAUUUUAUUGGUUCCAACAUUGAAUUUCAUUAUUAACAAAUUUAUGCGAUCUAUUAAUAGAUCCCUUUUUUACCUGGUGAAUUUCGUUAUCUGUCUUCUUUUAUUAUACUGGACCUCUCCGUUCCCCUUGUCUAUAGUCUAUGGUACACGAUUGAAUUUCAGCAACGUGGUACCUAAUAUGGGGCUAUGGUGGUAUUUCUUUAUUGAAAUGUUUCAGGAGUUCAUUCCAUUCUUCAAAUCGGUGUUCAAUCUGUUUUCAAUAUGUAUGGUAAUUCCUUUGACUGUAAGAUUCAAUAACUGUACAGAAGGGAACGGGAGGAACAAACCGUUUCCAUUGUAUUGUUGGAUCAUAUCUCUUGGCUGGGUGAUUCUGACCAAGCCAUAUCCAACGUUGGGUGAAACAGGGAUGUUCUUGUCGUUGUUGCCUUUGUUGGAUAUAAAUCAGACAUCGAUACUAAGAUACAUGAGAUAUCCGAUGUUAAUAAUAUUACUGUUUUUGCAUUCGAUCCUAUUGUCGCCGAUCUUUUAUCAUCUGUGGAUAGAUCUAGGGUCAGGGAACUCCAAUUUCUUCUAUGCUAUAUCUUUGGUGUACAACCUUGCCCUGGGUCUAUUGAUAUCUGAUAUCACAUGGGGGGUACUAAGAUUAGAAUACGAUGGUGGGAGACCAAAUUACGCAAGGAAAUUGACACAAGUCUGA